AUGGAUGCCACCGCCAUUCGAAGUUGCAUCGCUGCGACGCUCGACGUUGAUGCCGACGGCCGCCGGAGGGCUGAGCUUCAGCUGAAGCAGGCCGAGAGCCAGCCUGGUUUCACAGAUGUCCUGUUGGAUCUUGUCCAGUCCGAGCAGGCUAUCAACCUUCAACUGCCCACUGUUAUCUACCUCAAGAACCGCGUUAACCGUGCGUGGGAGCGCUCCGACUACUACCCGAACGAGACAGUGAUACCCGAUGACGAGAAGGCGCGCUUCAGGGAUCGGCUGCUGCCCAUCCUCGCGAGCUCUCAGAACCUGGUGCGGCAUCAGCUCGUCCCAAUUCUGCAGCGCAUCCUGCACUUCGACUUCCCCGAGAGAUGGCCGUCGUUCAUGGAUUAUGCCCUACAGCUCCUCAACACCAACGACCCGCGUUCGGUCCUGGCUGGGCUCCAGUGUCUUCUCGCCGUCUGCCGGGCCUACCGCUUCAAAGCGAGCGACAGCGACAGCAGGGCUCACUUUGAUAAGAUCAUCGAGGCGAGCUUCCCCAGGUUGCUGGUAAUAUGCAACGAGUUGGUGAACCAGGAGGGCGAUGAGGCGGGUGAGAUGCUACACAUCGCACUCAAGUGCUACAAGCACGCCACUUGGCUAGAGCUCUGCGAGUUCCUCCGCCAGAGCACCGUUAACCUCGGUUGGUGCACUGUCUUCCUUCAGACCGUCUCUAAGGCCAUCCCGGCCUCCGCCAUGCAGGGCGACCCUCUCGAGCGGGAGCGUCACCAUUGGUGGAAGGCGAAGAAGUGGGCGUACUUUAACCUGAACCGCCUGUACAUCCGACAUGGCAACAUGCAAGCAGUCCUGGAUAGGUCAGUUGAACCUCCCACGCGGUUCAUCAAAGAAUUCUCCGCUCAGGUCGCACCCGAGAUCCUCAAACACUACCUCCAGGAGAUUGAGAAGUGGGUUUCCAAAACCAUCUGGCUCAGCCGACCCUGCCUCUCCUACACUAUUGUAUUCAUGGACGAGUGUAUUCGCCCCAAGGAUAUGUGGGGACACCUGAAGCCUCACCUAACUAACCUGGUCACCCACUUUAUCUUCCCGGUCCUCUGCCUAACGGAGGAUGACAUCGAGAAGUUCGAGGACGAGCCCGAGGAGUAUCUUCACCGGAGGUUGAAUUAUUUCGAGGAAGUUACCGCGCCGGACGUUUCGGCCACCAACUUCUUGGUCACACUGACCAAGGCGCGGAGGAAACAGACCUUCGAGCUCCUCACUUUCAUCAACGAGGUAGUGAACCAGUACGAGCAGGCCCCGGAGGGAAGCAAGAACCACAUCGCCAAGGAGGGUGCCCUGCGCAUGAUCGGGACUCUUGCGCCGGUCAUUCUCGGCAAGAAGUCGCCGAUUGCAGCUCAGGUGGAAUACUUCAUUGUCCGCUACGUUUUCCCGGAUUUUACCAGCGAGCAGGGCUUCCUCCGGGCCCGGGCUUGUGACACUAUCGAGAAGUUCGAGCAGCUGGAUUUCAAGGACCAGAACAACCUCCUUUCCAUCUACCGCCAUAUCCUGGAUCGCAUGGCCGACCCGAAACUCCCGGUUCGUGUGACUGCGGCUCUGGCGCUCCAACCGUUGAUUCGGCACGACAUAAUCCGGACGAGCAUGCAGACGAGCAUUCCGACCAUCAUGCAGCAACUUCUGAAGUUGGCCAACGAGGCCGAUAUCGAUGCCCUUGCUAACGUUAUGGAGGACUUCGUUGAGGUUUUCGCCGCCGAGCUCACUCCUUUUGCCGUGGCCCUUAGCGAGCAGCUCCGCGACACUUAUCUUCGCAUCGUUCGAGAGCUGCUGGAGAACAGUGAGAAGCGGGACGACAUGGACAAUGAGUUUGGCGACUACCUCGAUGACAAGAGCAUCACCGCGCUGGGAGUGCUUCAAACCAUUGGUACUCUGAUCCUCACCCUUGAGAGCACCCCGGAUAUACUCCUCCAUAUUGAGAGCGUUUUGAUGCCUGUGAUUGAGAUCACGCUAGAAAACAAGCUCUAUGACCUGUACAACGAGGUGUUCGAAAUCAUUGACAGCUGCACAUUUGCCGCCAAGCAGAUCUCCCCGACCAUGUGGAAGGCAUUCGAGCUUGUCCACACAACCUUCAAGUCCGGUGCCGAGCUGUAUCUUGAGGAUAUGCUCCCCGCCUUGGACAAUUUCGUCCAAUAUGGUGCCCCGCAGCUCGUUGAAAAGCCCGAGUAUGUUGAGGCUCUGUUUGGCAUGGUCUCGGACAUGUUCACAGAUGGCAAGGUUGGGGGUGUCGAUCGCAUAUGCGCCUGCAAGCUCGCCGAAGCCAUGAUGCUGAGUCUCCGCGGGCAUAUCAACAAUGCCGUCCACGGUUUCAUUAACAUGGCGAUGGGCGUGCUCGUUAGCCAAGACGUUAAGCUCAAGUCCUAUAAGGUUCACUUGAUGGAGAUGGUCAUCAAUGGCAUUUACUACGACCCCAUCCUCGCACUGCAAAUCCUCGAGGCCCAGGGCUGGACGAACAAGUUCUUCAGUCUUUGGUUCGGAAGCAUGACGUCGUUCACCCGGGUGCACGACAAACAGCUUUGCAUCCUGGCCAUCAUUGCACUCCUGAACGUCAAGUCCGAGCAAAUCCCGCCCAGCAUCAUGGUUGGCUGGCCGAGACUCCUACAGGGCAUCAAAAUUCUUUUCGAUACUCUUCCCGAGGCAAUGUCCAACCGCGAGGAGGCCCUGAAGGAUGAUUUCCAGUUUGAGAGUGGGACCUAUGGCUAUGACGAGAGCGACGAUGAGUGGGAUGAUGAGGAGGCGAACUGGAACGGGGCCGAGAACGAACAGGAGCAGCCCACCGCCGAGGGCAAAGAUGAAAGCACAGCCUACCUGGAGUUCCUAAAUGAGGAGAAGCUCAAGGCAACAGAGCUUGAAGAGUCGGACGAUGAACUCGGCGAGGAUAGUGUACUGCUGGAAUCACCACUCGACCGGAUCGAUCCUUACCUCGCCUUCAGGGAUUCGUUCAAGAAAUUGCAAGAAGAACAGCCUCAGUUCUGCGCUGGCCUGAUGACCCACCUCUCUCCCAACGACCAGAACGCUCUUCUGGAGGUUUGCCGGAGGGCGGAUACGCAAGAGAUGAUGGGUUUGCAGAGCCCUUUCCCGAUGAACCGGGUGCGUGGGCCAGCGAACGGCACGAGCUAG
Chaetomium globosum CBS 148.51 is the source of this 3165-nucleotide messenger RNA. RefSeq lists its product as uncharacterized. NCBI's taxonomy places the organism in Eukaryota, Fungi, Ascomycota, Sordariomycetes, Sordariales, Chaetomiaceae. Gene Ontology annotation, cellular component: nuclear envelope; cytosol. Gene Ontology annotation, biological process: protein import into nucleus. The record is from RefSeq and is a predicted model, not a curated record. The coding region runs from base 1 to 3165 and encodes 1054 amino acids. Gene Ontology annotation, molecular function: small GTPase binding. The transcript is spliced from 10 exons.